CUUUCGAAAGGGCUGGUUCCGGGCUGGGCUGAGCGCAAGUCGAAUCUGCUGACAGGGGUCCUGGGGCCGCGGCUGGGGAAUGAAGGGUCCUGAGGGGGAGCACAGAGCCUCUCUGAGGCUGGGGGCCGCCCCCCUGGAGCCAGGCACCCGAGGCUGAUGACAUGAGCCUGACUCUGUACCUGCUCCUCCUGGGGCCCCUGCGCUGCUCCUUGGCCGCGGCCCCGUGCAAAGAGGAGGAGUAUCCGGUAGGGGCCGAGUGCUGCCCGAAGUGCGGCCCAGGUUACCGGGUGCAGGAGGCCUGCGGGGAGCUGACCGGCACGCUGUGUGUCCCCUGCGACCCGGGGACCUACACGGCCCACCUCAAUGGCCUGAGCGAGUGUCUUCAGUGCCGUGUGUGUGACCCAGCCAUGGGCCUGGUGACCAGGAGACAGUGCUCCAGAACAGAGAACACCGUGUGCGUCUGUGACCAGGGCCACUUCUGCAUUAGUGAGUCGGGGGACGACUGUGCGGAGUGCCGUCCCCACACCGCCUGCAGACCUGGCCAGAGGGUACAGCAGAGAGGCACUGAGUGGCAGGACAGGGUGUGUGAGGACUGCCCUCCAGAGACCUUCUCGCCCAGUGGGACCCUGGAGGAGUGCCAGCCCUGGACCAGGUGCAACGGCCCUUUUCAGAGCCUUUUAAAUGCUGGGACCAGCAGCUCCGAUGUCAAGUGCUCCUCCUGGAGCCUUUCUCUUUUUGUGGGCUUGACCUUUUCCGUACUUCUGCUUGGUGGCAUAAUACCCAUAGUCGUCUGGCUACUGAGGAAAAGGAUGAAAACCAGACGGUCACCUGGGGGACCCGCCAAGGGGAGACUCUUACAGGUCCCGCAGGCCCCGCCGGACGUCACCACAGUGGCUUUGGAGGAGACGGCAUCCGUGUUUCCCGGGAGGGACCAGCCCACCAAUCGACGGCUCUAGGAGGCGGACGUCUGAGACAUCUCGGGCAGUGCCCGCUCGAAGCCGCCAGGCCCCCGAGGGCAGACUGUGGGCCCUCAGACUCGACACAGCAGAGGGAUACCGGCCGCCGCUCAGGGGGCUCGGGGACCUCACACGCCUCCCAUCAACUUCGCGGGGGCCCGCCUCCCUGCCACCUCUGUGCUGUCCACGUGUAGACCCAGCCCUGUGAGGACACCGCCACUCUCGGCUCCAAGCCUCGCUCACUCCCAGCCCCUCUGGGCCUCGGCUAGCUCGUCUGCAGGAUGGGCCUGCCCGCACCUACCUCACAGCUGCGGCGACACUGGAGGGACCACGAAUGCGGCACGACACGUGACUGUCACGUUUGCAAGUGAUUUCUAAAUUGGAGGUGUUUGUUUAACAAAUACAAAAUUGCUUUUUAAUUUCUCGUUAAAAAGUAUAUUUUGGAAGGAUGCUUUGAGAGUAUGUAAACCUCCUGUUUCUCCCAAAACUUUCAUCCACUGAUGAUUUAAAAGAUUUUUUUUAUUAAAAAUUUUUUUAACGGUUAUUUAUUUUUGAGAGAGAGAGAGAGUCAGCGAGUGUGGGGGAGGGACAUAGAGAGAGGGAGAGAGAGAAUCCCAAGAAGGCUCUGAGCUGUCAGCACAGAGCCCAACAUGGGGCUCGAACCCACGAACCGCGAGAUCGCGACCUGGGCCGAAGUCAGACGCUUAUCCGACUGAGCCCCCCAGCGCCCUGACGAUUUUUGCCUGAAAAGUGAUUGGGAGGGUUUCCAGUCGGGGAUGUGACUCCCCCUCGUGCACUAGUGAGUUAGCGUCCGUGGACGAAGCGCUUCCCCUGCGGGCCCUACGGUGGCCCGCACUUCCUACUUCGACAGCGGAUUCUGAUACAUGACUGUCAUUAUUUUGAGGCACACGUUGUCCCAGAUUUGUCUUACAAGACGCUGUUUGACUCGUUUCUGAUGCACAGCCCCUGCUCUGUCUCCCGAGAAUCCAAGGAGCUCAGCAACCCACACACCGGCUUCCAGAGCAUUCUCCAUCAAAACCACCAGGCUGCUCCUAGAACGGCUGGCCCAAGCCAGGGCCUCGGGAGUGACAGGCUCACCGUGAAACCUCCCUUCAUACAACGUUCGAUGCGGCCACUCAGUGUGCAUCAGCUCAAAGCGCCCCCAGAAGGUCCCCCUGGGGGUUAUGUCCGAGUCCUCUCAGGUCACUUUCCUGCCUGCCCGUGGCCACCGGGGCCACCAGGCCACAGGGCCUAAUCCCAGCACCUAAACGGCACCAGAUGGGGCAGUAAGGAUCAGCAGAAGCCCCCAGUGCCUCUGGACCAGCACCCCAGGCCCGGGGUGCCCUCGGGCUCACCUGUGCAGGCUGACGGCCAAGCUCACCAAGGAGACUAUAAAUCCCACCCAGAGCGUUAGCGAGGCGCUAGCUCUCCAGUGAGACGUUUGCACAUCACGGGUGUGUCAGAAUCUUCGAAAGCACCACAGAAUUCAAGAGGUAAUAUCUCCCAGAACACAUGGUUACAGACAGCACGUGCAAUGGACCGGCUCCGACCCCUCACUGGGCCAUUUUAGCCUUUUUUUUGUCUUUCGGGAUGUUUUUUGCCCUGAUUCUAUUUUCUAUUAGGCACCUUUUUUUUUUUAUGUUUAUUUAUUUCUGAGACAGAGACAGAGCAUGAGCGGGGGAGGGGCAGAGAGAGAGGGAGACACAGAAUCCGAAGCAGGCUCCAGGCUCUGAACUGUCAGCACAGAGCCCGACUUAAGGCUCGAACUCACAAACCGUGAGAUCAUGACCUGAGCUGAAGUCGGUCGCUCAACUGACUGAGCCACCCAGGCGCCCCCCCCCCCGUUUUUUUUAGAAACACUGCCAUGGAGAAGAUGCCCAUAGGAUCCCAGAGACCAACCCAGAGCCUCAGACAGGAGCUCAGAAAUACAGGAGGAUACAGGCAUUCACGGGCUCUUUAACUGAUGUGUUUAUUUUGUGCUGAGAGCAGCCCCCCCCUUUGCCAGUCUGGGGGUUGAACGAGUUAGAGGUUUCCAGAGGGAAGCCAUGGGACAGGUUAGGACAGGCUGGUCCCUGCUCAGAGGGACUCAACACACAGCAUCACCAGGUCCUGGCUGCUGGGCCCACCUCCCAGCCCUCGCAAGGCCCCCCCCCCCCCGUCCCUCCCUUCUCCUGCAGCACACGGCCCUGAGCCCUCAGUGGCUGCCCACCGAAGGCCUGAGCCUGCUCCCCCUCUGCAAACCCCACCCCCGUGACCACUUCACCCCUGCGUCUGUCUCUGCCUCCACCUCUAUCCCCUUGGCUCCUGCCUCCGCCCAGUGUCUCGAGGGAGCGGAGCAGGGCCACUCAGGCCAGCAACCCUGCGUCCAUCGGGAGAAGCUGUUUUCUGCUACCAGCUCCCUUCCCUCUGGCCAGCAGGAGGCUGGGGCCUUGCUGGCCUGGUGGGUCCUUUCUCUGCAGGUGAACUGGGGGUGGGGGGUGGGGACAGGCAGGCAUCUCCUUGAAGGAGCCCUGAUGUUGGAGCUGCACCUCAACCUUGGGGAACCAGGGUCCAUGCCCCCCUGCUCUCUCAGUCCCUGGCAGGGUCCCGAGCCCUUCCCUUCCCCUGACAGCUCUCUUCCAUGGACCUCAGGGCCCCUAGGUCAGCAGCCUCCCCUACGGCUCACCCCACCCUUGGCUCACUUCCUGGGUAGCUCUUCACCGGCCCCAUGCUUCCCUCCAGGGCACAAGGAGCCCCAUGUGGGCUGGUUUCCAGUGCUGGGGGUGGGGGAGGGACACUGAACCCCAUGUCCUCGGUCAGUGUGCUCUCAUGAGGCAGCUCUGGGUUCUGAGGGCAGGGGUCCUGGUGCCCAGGGGAGGGGGCUUCUUGCCGAACCCGGCACUGUGACCCAUGGGGCUCCCCCUGCCCAGGGGCCAGGAGGCAGGAGAGCAGUCCGGGUCUCGGUGGGCGUCCCGGACCCUGAUCAGGAGGUCUUACCAGGCACGCAGGCAGUCUUCACGCAUCUUUCAGAACUCCAGGUCCAGGUGUGGCGGACAGCGGACAAGUGCCCUGGUGGUCACAUCCUAGAACUCUCCUUGACCCGGGCAGCACCCCGCAGGAGAAGGCCGGCCUUGCAGGAGGAUGCUACUAUUCACUGCCUCAGUGGGAGGAAGGAAAGCUUCCUACUACCCAGCAACAGUCCAGCCGAUGAGAGACUGUCACAGCUCAGCCAGUGAGAAACAGUCACAGCCCAGCCAAUGAGAAACAGUCAUAGGCUAGCAGCCCAGCCAAUGAGAAACAGUCACAGGCUAACCAAUGAGAGCCUCUCACAGCUCAGCCAAUGAGAGACUGUCACAGGCCAGCCAAUGAGAAGCCACUACACUUCAAGCUCUGUCUUAUUCCAGUGAAGUUAACAGCCUAUCCCAGCUCCCUCCGUGCUCUACGAAGGAACCUCCUCCGGGCUUUCCUCUGCGUUGUUGUCUGCAAUUGCAUCCUGGAUUGCAGUUCUCUGCUAUUCCCAAAUAAAACCAUUUUUUUGCUGGUAAAGUAACUGGCAGUGUAAUUUUUUAAGGCUAACAAAGGAUCUAAUCAACAAGGGUCCGAUGCAAACCUGUAAAACAGAAUUGAAACUCGAAUAAUGAAAAACAGUUAUGUUUUAAAUGAAUAAGACAACUACCAAGAAAAACUAACCCUAUGCUGAUGAGGGAAACAAAGGCAAGAGAAAUGUGGCUUAAAUUAAAAUCUCCUUACAGCUUGCUGCCCACUGACAGACACCUGAAACAUGCCAAAGGUGACCUUCCUCGAGGAAUUCAUGGCUGCAUCGGUGCCUUAAUGUUUAUGUCUUAUUACAGGCUAAAAGUAACCUUAUCUUAACAGCAGCUAGCCCCUCAAGGUCCUGAAAGCCUUGCUUCCAAAUUCCUUAGAGACUGCACUGUCCAUAACCCUCA
Molecule: messenger RNA, 4882 nt
Organism: Panthera uncia (snow leopard)
Lineage: Eukaryota; Metazoa; Chordata; Mammalia; Carnivora; Felidae
Gene: TNFRSF14
Product: TNF receptor superfamily member 14
Exons: 8
Coding region: 162-956 (264 amino acids)
Biological process (GO): defense response to Gram-positive bacterium; positive regulation of cytokine production involved in immune response; positive regulation of peptidyl-tyrosine phosphorylation
Cellular component (GO): external side of plasma membrane
Molecular function (GO): protein binding
Source: RefSeq, a predicted model, not a curated record